AUGCCACGCUACGGGACAAUCGUUGUCAUUAAAAGGAAUGGGACUGAUGGAAUUGUUUUUCCACUCACUUCAACUUCUUGUUUAUUUGGAAGGAAAACAGAAUGUGACAUCCGCAUGCGGCUGCCCUGGGUGUCCAACGAGCACUGCAAAAUCGAGAUCAACGAGAACAAGGAGGCAGUCCUGAUUAAUCUGAGCACAGUGAACCCCACGCAGCUGAACGGGGCCUGCUUUGAGCAGCCUGUGCCCCUGAAGCACGGAGAUGUUUUAACCAUUAUUGAUCGUUCUUUCAGGUUUGAAUAUCCUGUGCAGUCAACUCCAAAAAAGAGGCAUUCCAGGUCUCCAAAAGAUGAAACUCUGCAGGUUCUUCAUGUUCAGCAGGUGGCAGAAGUGGAAUUACUGCACAAACAAUCUGCAGGAGCUAAAAGUGUGGAUGCUUCAGGUUGGUACCUGCUUUAUGAGGGCUCUGUUUGCUUUUGUCCCCUGAACUGCAUUUAUUGUUAG
Messenger RNA from Catharus ustulatus (Swainson's thrush), 501 nucleotides. RefSeq names its product marker of proliferation Ki-67 (gene MKI67). Bases 1 to 501 code for a protein of 166 amino acids. Gene Ontology annotation, molecular function: protein binding. The record is from RefSeq and is a predicted model, not a curated record. Gene Ontology annotation, biological process: regulation of mitotic nuclear division; regulation of chromosome segregation. The transcript is spliced from 5 exons. Gene Ontology annotation, cellular component: nucleus; chromosome. Lineage: Eukaryota; Metazoa; Chordata; Aves; Passeriformes; Turdidae.